UUGCUGACCUGUAGCUGUCGUUUUCACACAGCCGUGCAUCUUUGUUCGCUUCUCCCUCCUCGUCGUUCCCUAACUUCCCCACAGCAACGCGGGGAAAGCGACGGCCGCGCGAACCGGACAAGGAGUCAUGAUGACGUCACCGGAAGUAGAGAGCGGAAGCUCCUCCCCAGCGAGGGAACCCCUGCCUCUUCAGAGAGUCGUGUGGGCUCGAUACGAAACGCGACGCUCUCUCCAGUCGGGGCGCGGUGUGGCAAGCGCUGCCGGGUCCUGUGUUUGCUCGAUAUGACCGAGUGAAGUCCUGCUUUAGUUGUCAUUUGUUUUCCCAGUGUCUCCUUAUCGUGUAUGUUUGAGCUUCGUGUUCUUCUGGACAGUGCGGACCCCCGUCCAAUGUUGCCGCUUGUUUGGACGAGGAAUUAGUAGUGCGCUAUCGCCUCGAGCGCGCUUGCCAAGCAUUGAGGACUCUGGCGCGUCGUCUCAAGAUGGGUUAAACUGCUGAUCCUGUUGUUUUCGGGCACUGCGUGUCGGUGUCAUCUUCAGAUUUGGGACGUCCUUGUGCCUCACAGUUGCCUGAGAGCAUUUGGCGAGGCAGGCAUCGCCGCUUCGUCGCUCUUACACAUGACGGAUAUGCACGCAAGAUGUGGCUGCGGUACAAUACAUUUCACGACACUCAUUAAGUGCGACUUCUUCACUCGAGCAAUCGAGAUGCGAGUUGGCGCCCUCUCCUUUCUACUCCUGAUCUCCGCACUUGUUGGACGGGUGACGCCUGUUGACAGCGACGAACCAGCAGAGAAAGUGGUGAAUCCUGGCGAAAGCCUGAGUAUUCCAUGCUUUCUCGAGACACCCGGAGGGAGCGUGCAGUGGAUGCGCAACGGCCACCCCGUUGUACUGGAUGUAGGCGCUUCGGGCGGCAGACGGCAGUGGAACAUCUCGCGCGACGGGACGGCUGCGCUCACCAUUAGCGCAGUGACCAGGGCAGACGACGGCCUGUGGGAGUGCCGGGAGUUCGGCGAUGAUGACUCUGUGCGCCGCGUUACCAAAGUUCUCAAGCUGGUUGUUACCGGAGCUCCAGAAGAUCCCUUCCUCACUGUUGGUGGAGAACGCUUGCAAGGAGGAUCGCGAAUCACCGUCCAGGAGCGGGAAGAAGUGGAAAUCGGCUGCGUUGCACGGCGCGCGGUGCCUGCCGUCCGACAUAUCCACUGGCUGUUGGGCGAGGCAAACAUGACAGCAGCGAGCCACCUCUUCGUGGAGUUUUCCCCGCAGGAGGAUUCCUACACCACCAAAAGCGUCCUUACGCUCAACGCUUCCCGAGACCUGCACGGCGUGGAGCUUGCGUGCCACGUUUAUCACGUCUCCUGGCCCUCGUCCGUGGUUGUCAGCGCCUCCCUAGACGUCCUCUAUGUUCCCUCAUUCGCGAUAAGCCGGGAGCCUGGUUUCGGAUUUCCAAUCCUGGAGAAGAUGGCCGUGUCACUCCACUGUGCCGUCGACGCCAACCCUCCCUGUCGCCCGCAGUGGCUGAAAGAUGACGCCCCGCCGCCUGUGGCCCAGACUCCGGACGGGUUCCUCAACUUCACCGCUAUUGAACGCCAACAUGCCGGCUGGUAUCGGUGCGCUGCCGUCCACCAGCUGGGGACGUUCGCCUCGUUCGGCUAUUUUCUCAACGUGCGAUCAGAUGGGCCAGAGAUCGUCGAGCAACCUCCGUCCCAAGUGAAGGCUGAUUUCGGCGAGCAAGUGCAGCUGGACUGCAAAGCCGAGGGUAAGCCUCCUCCGUCCUACUGCUGGACUCGAAUUCGUUCGGGCCGCCUCGAAAGCCUCGCCGCCGAGCGAUCGCUGGUCCUGGAUCCCGUGCUCUACUCGGACGCCGGAAGCUACCAGUGCACUGCAACCAAUCACCUUGGAUGGAAAGAAGAGCGAGCUCGUACAAGAGACAUCUUGCUUACUAUCACUGGACGUCCGGACGUAAAGCCCUUGAACAAAACCUUGAUGGCAAUCGUAGGAAAGCCCGUCACGGUGUCGGUGCUGGUCUGCGCAAACCCUCCUCCCACGCGAGCUUACUGGAUUCUGGGCCGGACGCUCAUCAGCCCGGGUGAUGCCAGCUUCUCUCACUACUUAGCACACAAUUACAGUAGUGCCGACGCUCCAUUUUGCCGGCUGACAUCCUUGGAGAUCCGGUCCGUGCACCCUGAGGAUGCAGGAGAGAUUCUCUUCAUAGCAAAGAACUCCAAAGGGAUUGAUGAUGCGGUCGUCAUCCUGAAUGUUACCCACCAGGCCGGGUUCUCGCUGGCUGAGGAGGGAUCUUCAACAGUGCCGUUGGUCGUAGAGUGGAGGCUACUACUAUUUACAAGUAUAUCGUGGUUAACACUUAACAGACUUCGACAGAGUGGCAGCUGACACUAGUCAACA
Ornithodoros turicata is the source of this 2400-nucleotide messenger RNA. Its product is annotated as kin of IRRE-like protein 1. The record is from RefSeq and is a predicted model, not a curated record. NCBI's taxonomy places the organism in Eukaryota, Metazoa, Arthropoda, Arachnida, Ixodida, Argasidae. The transcript has 9 exons. Gene Ontology annotation, molecular function: cell adhesion molecule binding. Bases 616 to 2388 code for a protein of 590 amino acids. Gene Ontology annotation, cellular component: cell-cell junction; plasma membrane. Gene Ontology annotation, biological process: cell-cell adhesion.